Molecule: messenger RNA, 3374 nt
Organism: Nerophis lumbriciformis (worm pipefish)
Lineage: Eukaryota; Metazoa; Chordata; Actinopteri; Syngnathiformes; Syngnathidae
Gene: grhl1
Product: grainyhead-like transcription factor 1
Biological process (GO): regulation of transcription by RNA polymerase II
Cellular component (GO): nucleus
Molecular function (GO): DNA-binding transcription activator activity, RNA polymerase II-specific; RNA polymerase II cis-regulatory region sequence-specific DNA binding
Source: RefSeq, a predicted model, not a curated record
UCACGGAGAUGACUAAAACACAAGCAGAACGUUGUUAAGUGUCAAUGUUCUUGUAAAAAGGUCUGUGGCCGUCUCAGCCAAUCAGAGCCUCACAAAGGGCAAUUGACAUCGUAGCCCCGCCCCCAGGACACCUGUAAUCCAAUCGCAGGCGCCGUCACAGGGACACGUUGUUUGUUGCCGCUGCCCUCAUCCAAACGUUCGCGGCGGAGUUUUUCCACGCUUAAAGAAGACGGAUCGGAUUUUCAGUCCCAACUAGAAAGUCCAGUUCGACCGACCGAGAUGUCACAGGAGCAUGACAACAAGCGUGCUGUCCUAGUCUUGCAGAAUGACCCCAACUAUGGUGCCCAACGUCGCUCUUUCACCACGGAGGAUGAAGCCUGGAAAUCGUUCCUGGAGAACCCACUUACAGCUGCCACCAAGGCCAUGAUGAGCAUCAACGGGGACGAAGACAGUGCCGCCGCUCUAGGCCUGCUCUACGACUACUACAAGGUGCCCAGGGAAAAAAGAACAAUAGCGCAGAACAAGCCUGAUGCUUUGGUCUCUGAUGUGGAUCCCAACAAAAGACACCAGCUUCAGACGGGACAUCCCAUGCCUUCCCUCUCAGAGACAGGCAUGGAGAACAGGAUUCAGGUCCUCAAGGGGCCCUUCAAUAUUCUCCAGCUAGCCCCGGACAAGAGGACCCAGUUCCCAUCACCAGACACGACCGUCACAGUGUCCAUCGCCGCCCUGCAGAAUUACCCGUCCGUCAAGACGGAGGUGCCUCUCCACGGUUUGACUGUGCCGAGCAGUUGCGCUGAAACUGACAACCAUGUGGGCGUCUUCGACCGCCCUCAGCUCGCCCACAAUUCGGUCCAGUUCAGCCCCGCCACGCAAUCCCGCACGCCCCCGGACUCCACCUUCUCGGAGAGUUUCAAGGACAGUUCCCAGGAGGUCUUCUCCUUCCCGGGCGAUCUGCAGUUACGCAUGUCUUCCAUGACGUCUGACGACUACACUCAGUUUGAGACGGUGCCGGGGAAUAAUUUUGAGUACACACUGGAAGCAUCCAAAUCGCUGCGUCAGAAGACAGGCGACGGGACCAUGACGUAUCUAAACAAGGGACAGUUUUACCCCAUCAUCCUGCGAGAGAUUGACAACAAAGGCCUGCAGCAACCCAUCACCAAAGUCAGGAGUGUAGUGAUGGUCGUGUUUGGAGAGGAGAAGUGCAGAGAUGAUCAGUUAAAGCAUUGGAAGUACUGGCACUCCAGACAGCACACUGCCAAACAAAGGUGUCUUGAUAUUGCCGACUACAAGGAGAGCUUCAACACCAUCAGCAACAUUGAAGAGAUUUCCUACAACGCCAUUUCCUUCACAUGGGACACAAACGAGGAGGCCAAAAUCUUCAUCUCGGUCAACUGUCUCAGCACGGACUUCUCCUCUCAGAAGGGCGUGAAGGGCUUGCCUCUCAACUUGCAGAUUGACACGUACUCCUACAACAAUCGCAGCAACAAACCCAUCCACCGAGCCUACUGCCAGAUUAAAGUGUUCUGCGACAAGGGAGCCGAGAGGAAGAUCCGCGACGAAGAGAGGAAGCAGUCCCGCCGAAAAGGCAAGGUGGUCGACAUCAACCCUGGCCUCUCCUUCGUCGAUGUCAAAGGGCCGCUUCUGCAGAAACGCAACGACGUGACCAUCUUCAAGAUGAUGACGGACAUUGAGACCCAGCCUGUCCUCUUCAUACCUGACAUGCACUUCUCCACCUUCCAACGUCAUCCUUUCGCAGCAGAAGAUGGAGAAGAAAGCUCCGGCAUGAAGAGGUUACCCUUCAGCGAUGACGAGUUUGGGUCGCCGCCCGGCAAGAUGGCCCGAGCAGAGGAACCUAAGAAAGUGCUGCUGUACGUACGUAAGGAGACGGAGGAGGUUUUUGACGCUUUAAUGCUGAAGAAUCCCUCACUGAAAGGCCUGGUGGAUGCUAUUUCAGAGAAGUACAACUUGCCGCUGGACAAAAUUGGAAAAGUAUACAAGAAGUGCAAGAAAGGGAUCCUGGUGCACAUGGAUGACAACAUCAUCAAGCACUACUCCAAUGAAGACACCUUCCAAAUCUCCAUGGAGGAGCUGGGUGGCAUGUACAAGCUCACCCUCAGUGAAAUCUGAUUGGACGACAUGAAACGACAAGGAGAAUGUGGAGGAUAAAUGGUUUACACUAUCCAGUGAUGACGGACUCUUGUAUGAUGUUAUGAUGUUACGUAAAAAAAUGGUAUUUAAAAAAAAAAAAAAAAAAAAAAAAAGCCAUAUAGCUCUUAAGGUGCCACAUUGUUGAUAAGUAUGUGUUGUUUUCCUCCUGAUGAUACUUUAAUUAAUUAUGUGCAAAGCUCCUGUGUGCUUCUGCUGCUAUACCUCAUUGUUUGCAGCAGCAGUUAUGAGUAGAAACAUCUCUUUUAAUCAUAGCACUGACCAUCUGUUAUGUUGAAGAGCGAGUAGAGCUCACAAUAUGAGCAAAACAGGGACGAGGAAGCCCCUCAAUGUUAAAACAACAUGGCAGUAUUUAGCGCGUAAAAUGACCAAUUAGAGUAGCGAUAUGUAAAUGGUUUGAAUUUGUUGCUUGUAAAUGAGAUGGACUCAAAUGUGAAAGCAAGUUCAAUAUUGGCCUCUUUAGUAUUAAAUAGGCUAACUUGUAUCUUCCCUGUAGAUGAAAAAAGUGAUCUGGAGUUGGCAAUAUGGAUUUUAGGUCAUGAAAAAAAGUUGCCAUAAACCAUGAAAUAUGUUGAAUUAAUGAAUGAAAUAUUUUGUACAUAGUAGCCUUUGCAAAACAUGCUUAAAAGGUUGUAUGUCCUCUUUGUAUCGCACUACUUAUUGUGUAUAUAUUUAUUAAGAUAAUGGUUGUGGGAUUUUUUUGCAUUAUACAUUAUAAUUAGAUGUCUUUACUCCUUUUAAUAUGUCUUUUGUAUGGAUUUAUUAAUGUGACAAGAAUGCACUAAGUGCCUAAUAAAAUCACGUCUGCUGUCUUCCCCCAUUGAAACCUUUGAGGGAUAAAUAAAUAGCGGUGACAAAAUGAGGGACUACACUGCUGAAUGUGCAGGAGCAGACGUGUGGGCAUGGGCCCAGGAAGCACAGGAGCGUGUGGAGAAGACGGUCUGUCAGAAGCCAGGACGCAACUUCCUGUGCUGACCCUUUAAAUAUUUUUUUUUUAAAAGGGCUUCCUGUUUUUUUUCUUGCAAGUUGUGCAGUAGAUACAACUAGACAUUGCAUCAGAAAUGAAAUGUUGUUAAGGAACUAUAAUGCUGAUUAAACAAAAUAUUACAUUACAGCACAACAUAGCAAUCAAUGGAUAGCAUGCAAAUAUACAGAAGGCCCCCCAAGAGGCUGUGAGAAUAUUAUAUAUAUAUAUAUUAUAUAUUAUG